This is a messenger RNA of Rattus norvegicus (Norway rat), 487 nucleotides long. The record is from RefSeq and is a predicted model, not a curated record. NCBI's taxonomy places the organism in Eukaryota, Metazoa, Chordata, Mammalia, Rodentia, Muridae.
CACUGGUUCUGUAGCAGAACACAACCGUGGGGCUCUUAUUAAGAAACUCUGGGCUGAAGGAAUCCAGAGAGAGGCAUUGCAUUGCUUCUCAUGGGAAAGUCAGCAGUUUUUCUUCUGGCUUUCUUGGCUACUAGCUACUAUUUCUCAUAUAUUAUUGGUGAAACUUCAUUCAAGGUCAUUUCAUGCAGCCAUUAUCAGAAGAAGUCUGUACAGAGGAAGCACACAUGCUCCAUAAGAGUCAGCCCGCUAUGUGCUUCUAACAAUGUCACAUAUCCUAAUUCCUGCGUGUACUGUUUCGCCAACAUAGCUUUGGAUCUCACUCUUCAAAUCCAGUACAGUGGAAAAUGUCUGAAGUCCACUUCCUGAUUAUUCUUCAUUCAUCAUUAAAUGAGACACUCAAAGCGAGCAUCAUCUUUUCUUUGUAAGGCGCAAAACUUGUUGUUAUUAUUAUCUUAUUUAAAAAUCAAUAAAUUUUAUCAUCUGAAAA